Molecule: messenger RNA, 2362 nt
Organism: Cynoglossus semilaevis (tongue sole)
Lineage: Eukaryota; Metazoa; Chordata; Actinopteri; Pleuronectiformes; Cynoglossidae
Gene: wasla
Product: WASP like actin nucleation promoting factor a
Exons: 12
Coding region: 830-2362 (510 amino acids)
Biological process (GO): actin filament organization
Molecular function (GO): actin binding
Source: RefSeq, a predicted model, not a curated record
AAUUAGCAUGUAAAAUAAAUAAGAAUUUAAAAUAGACUUGGUUUCUUUAGUGUUACAAAUUAAAUAUUAAUAUUUCAUAUUUCAAAAUUGUUUGUAUAGUUUAGAUCGCUUCAUUGAAAAAUUUAACUGUUUUCGUCUCCCAAAAAAGUCAACGUCAGAUCAUAUUUACGUUUAGUACUUCCGCCUUUAAGCCCCUCCCCUUUGACGUCAAACUCCCACCCCGCUCCAUGAUCCCCUCCCUUUCCCUCCGCAUAGCUGCAUUCCUACUGCCACAUCGGACUGAACCACUUUCUGUCAACAACCACGUUCUAGCCCCACUGCGGUAAAACAAGCCUACAUAAAGAGAACAUCCAUAAACAGAUAGUUUGAGGUUUCGUAUUUCGCUACGUUUGUUUGUUAAAUGUUUGUUCUUUUCAGUUUAAAGUAAAUAAUCAUAGAGUUUGCCUUUAAGGGUCACCCCUCCUCCCUGUUUUAAAGUGGUUCACUCCGCCUCGCUUCCAUGUUGGAUGUACGCAUAGCCGCUGCAGCUGCGAGAGUUUCCGAAUGAAAGUUGAUCAUAUAUCUGUCUUCAUAGGCAAAACGGGACUUCAACCUAAAUAAAUAACCAGUAAACGAAGAAGUUUUGAUUCUUCUCGAGCAAGAGUAAGACGGAAAAUCCACCCCCGUCCUCCUCCGCCCUCCAGCCCGGAGUCGGACUCAGCGGAGAUGAUCCGGUUGCAGGCCACAGCAACCGGAGCCCGCAUGGAUUUUCUGUAAUCAGCAGACUUCAACUGACUUAGACCGCGGGGAAACCGCAACAUUUCGGCAUCAACUACGAGAACAAGGAGCCAUGAACAGCCACCCGCCGCCCCGCAGGGUUGCAAACGUCGGCUCCCUUCUCCUGACCCCGCAGGAGAACGAGUGCUUGUUCAGCUACCUGGGCAGGAAAUGCGCCACCCUGUGUUCAGCAGUGGUCCAGGUGUACGGGACUGAUCGGAGCUGCGUGUGGGUGAAGAGGUGCUGUGGAGUGGCCUGUCUGGUGAAAGACAACCCACAGAGAUCCUACUUCGUCAGAGUGUUUGACAUCAAAGAGGGGAAAGUCAUGUUUGAGCAGGAACUUUACCACAACUUCAACAUGAGCUGCUCCAGAUCCUACUUCAUUUCAUUUGCAGGAGAUUCCUGUCAGAUCGGUCUGAAUUUUGCCAGCGAAGAAGAGGCCAAGCGGUUCCGAGUGGCGAUCUCUGACCUGCUCAACCGUCGGCAACGCAAAACUGAAAAAAGAAGUGAGCCUAGAAAUGGUCCGGCGCUGCACAUGGCCACAGUCGACAUCAAGAACCCGGAGAUCAACAACCUCAGAUUCCACAACUCCCACAGCCACCAGCAGCCGUACCACCUCAACAACAUGCUGAGCCACAGCGGUCUGAGCCGCAAGGACAAGAAGAGCAAGGGCAAGAAGAAGAAGCUGACCAAGGCCGACAUCGGCACGCCCAGCAACUUCCAACACAUCGGUCACGUGGGCUGGGAUCCAAACACAGGUUUUGAUCUGAACAACUUGGAUCCUGAGCUGAAGAACCUGUUCGACAUGUGCGGCAUCUCCGAGGCUCAGCUGAAAGACCGAGAGACGUCCAAGGUCAUCUACGACUUCAUCGAGAAGAAGGGAGGAGUGGAGGCCGUGAAGAACGAGCUGAGGAGACAGGCCCCACCUCCCCCUCCUUCUCGUGGAGGUCCUCCACCUCCACCUCCUCCUCCCCCACACCAGAGUUCGGCUCCACCUCCUCCGCCUCCUUCAAGAGGGGGACGAGGAGCCCCUCCGCCGCCUCCUCCAUCCAGAGCACCUGCCUCGGCACCUCCUCCUCCUCCCCCCUCCAGACCGGGGACUCUGGGUGCUCCACCUCCCCCACCGCCUCCUUCGAGAACAAGUCACCAGGCUCCGCCGGCUCCUCCGCACCACCACCACCACCACCAUCAUCAUCAUCAGGCUCCGCCUCCUCCUCCAUCGCACGCUUCUGUCACACCGCAAGCCCCGCCCCCUCCUCCUCCCGCUCCUCCAAAGACCCAUCAGUCCCCAGUCAACAGAAAGUCCGCACUGCUGGAACAGAUCAGAGGGGGCGCUCAGUUGAAGAAGGUGGAGCAGAACAACCGACCCACGGUGACCAACACCGGACGAGACGCCCUGCUGGACCAGAUCCGACAGGGAAUCCAGCUGAAGACGGUGGCAGAUACUCCAGAGUCCAGCCCGUCGACGCCGGCUCCUACUGCAGGCAUCGUGGGCGCUCUCAUGGAGGUGAUGCAGAAGAGAAGCAAAGCCAUUCAUUCCUCAGACGACGAGGAGGAUGACGAAGAAGACGAGGACUUUGAGGACGACGACGAAUGGGAAGACUAG